AUGGGUGAGAGAGGGAGUAAAAACAAAGGAUCAAAAAACAACUUUUUGGAUAGUGAUUUGACAGUACUUUGUUUAACUCUCUUGACUAUUUUAGUACUUUUCUCAAUAUUACAGCAUCUGAAUAAUCUUCCAUUUCGUUUUAAAAACAAAGAUUUUGAUUUCUUCAGUCCUCUGUUCUUGAGAGAUCGCCUUGGUGGUGGUGAUAAAUCGCUGAAAUAUCCAACCAUAUGCAUUAAGACAACUGCCUUUAAAGCCAGUGACUGCAGCUUUCCAUUCCAUGAAAACAUUGUUUCCCCUUUAACUUCCUCUUCCCCUGGCUGCUUGCUGAGGACUCUCAGGGAUUCUACCUGUAAGUUUGUUGUUGCUCAACUCAAUACAUUCAGCUCCCUGAGCUUGGAAAGUGUCUGCAGGAUUUCGCCUGAGAGGUUGUUGUGUGAAAGGUCUAAGAUCUCUACCUUCUCAAGAUUUCCAAAACUUUGUGGGAUCAAUCUAGAGAGGUCGUUGUAUGAGAGACUUUGCUUUGAAUUCUUCCAGUUCACUGCUAAGAUUUCGAUAGUGAAACUGUACAUGAAAGGCAAAGGCGAAGACGAGCUCGAGAGAGAUUCUUUCAUGCUUGUAAGAUCCCAAGAGAUGAAGGGAGAGAUCCAUCAAGAUUGUUCUCAGAGAGAUCCAAGACCUUGAGACUUGUGAGAUUUUAAUAUGCCUUCUGGGAUUGAACCUUCCAGGGAAUUGUUUCUCAGGUAAGUACCUCUAGAGAAGAAGACAACCGGGAGAUAAAACUCGGGACAUUACCGGAGAUUUUGUUGUCAUGAAGAUCAAAAUGCAUCAGAGAUGGGAGAUUGGUGAAGUCGUGAGGGAAUUCGCCACUGAAGUUGUUCUGACUCAUAGAUAGCAUUAUGGUGUUUGAACCAAAGAAAGCUGGAACAUCCCCUGAGAACCAUUGGAAGAUAUAUCGAGUAACGCAAGCAAUGACUCAGGGUCGAACCUUGGGAAUUCACCGGAUAAUUUGUUCUUUGACUAGUCCAGCAACAGCAGCCUGUGGAUCUUUGAGAUAGACUUUGGUACUGAUCCUGAGAAGUUGUUUUCAGACAGCAUCAAUAUCAUGACCCAUGUUUCACCUACCGUAUCAGGAAUCUGACCAGAGAAGUUGUUUCUUGAUAGCGCAAGAACCGAUAAGCUUAUAGACUGAAAACAAACUAGGAGGUAAUGAAUCUGAGAAUUUGUUGUCUGAAAAAAUUAUGGUUCCGAUUUUCAGAUCAGCCAACCAUUUGGGAAAACUUCCUUCGAGUUUGUUCAUGCUCAGAUCCAGGAAGAAGAGCUGUUUGAUUCUUGAGCCAAUCCGGAAUGUUCCCUUCUAAGCCACAAGAUCUAAGUGACAGAUGUGUUAACUUAGACUGUGCAUAGACAGAGACAUUCUUGUUCCAUUGGAGUUUGUUUCCUCCUAACCGCAAUAUCUUCAGCUUCUGAAGACCAAACAGCCAAGUAGGAAUCUCACCGGACAAGCCAUUGUUAUUCUCAAGCUCAAGGGUUUCAAGAUUUGUCAGAUUCUGAAUGGACGAUGGAAUUCCACCAGACAACUUGUUCCUGCUCAAAGACAGAGUUGAUAUAUUGGCUAACUUCCCAAUACCGUCGGGAAUUUCAAAAGACAAGGAACUGUUCUGGAGAUCAAAAGUUUCGAGCUUCGUUAACUGUGAUACAGACAAUGGUAUAGAACCACUGAACAGGUUCUGCCUCAGUGUCAGCGUCAGCAGUUCGGAAAGACUACCUUGUAACACACACACAAAAUAAGAUAUAAUUCUUGAGCGCUUUGAUGUUACCACUCAACGUACCACCAAUAUCAUUCCUGCUCAAGUCAAGGCACUGAAGAUUCUUUAAGGAGAACAAUUCAGGAGGGAUAGAGCCGUUAAAGCUGUUAUCACUCAUGUCAAGAGAGAUAAAACUGGUCAAGUUCACAAACCCAUCUCCAGGAAUCUCUCUUUGUAUGAAAUUAGACGAGAUAUUGAGCGUCACAAGAGAUUAUAUACGCAGAACCGGUCUCAGAAUGCUUGAACUCACUGAGCCAGAGAGGAUAAGAGAGUGCAGAUUUAGGUCUAUCACUUCUCUGGUAGGGGAACAAGUGUUGCAUCUAACGAGUUGCCACUUGCAGCAAUCUGAGUUUGGCCUCCAUAUCUCUAAACCUUUCAAGGUGAUUAUUGCUGUGGACUGGUUAUUGAUGUUUAGAGUCAGCAAGUUCUUGAACUCAAGAAGGGAUUGUAUUUGGUCUUGUGGGCAAGAGAACGAUAUUUGUGGAAUGAAGAAGACGAAGAACAAGAGGAAGUAAGAGUGAUGACAUGGCUUCAGCAUUUUUUCAAAGCUAUUGUUUUUUGCCAGUCACAGGUUCUUCUGUAUGUCUUGAUUUAUAGUUUACAACAAGUCCAAAAUGAGAUUAUUGCUAAAUGACUAAAAUCGCAACAAUGUUUUUGUUCAUUGUCAGUUAUUGUGAUGUGUAAUCUUUGUGAAAGCACUAAAUAUAAAAAAUAGUUGACUUCUAA
This is a messenger RNA of Arabidopsis lyrata subsp. lyrata, 2531 nucleotides long. RefSeq lists its product as uncharacterized. The record is from RefSeq and is a predicted model, not a curated record. NCBI's taxonomy places the organism in Eukaryota, Viridiplantae, Streptophyta, Magnoliopsida, Brassicales, Brassicaceae.